Messenger RNA from Phialemonium atrogriseum, 2516 nucleotides. RefSeq names its product ankyrin repeat-containing domain protein. Bases 214 to 2346 code for a protein of 710 amino acids. Lineage: Eukaryota; Fungi; Ascomycota; Sordariomycetes; Cephalothecales; Cephalothecaceae. Gene Ontology annotation, molecular function: protein binding; serine-type endopeptidase activity. Gene Ontology annotation, biological process: proteolysis. The transcript has 3 exons. The record is from RefSeq and is a predicted model, not a curated record.
CAGUGGGUCAGGUAUCCCUGGUCGAUUUAGUGCGCUUUUCGAUACCUGACAGGGGGUAAAACUUUUGCACGAUACUGUAGCCCCGGCCCAACGGCCCGGUCAGCGAAGCGCGGGGUCCGUCUGCCUAACCUCGCUGACCGUCCAAAGUCACCGAACAAUUAUCCCAAAUGAUCUAGACGGUUACCUGACGAACCCGGCCCCAGUUGAUUGAUCAUGGCACCAGAGGUCAGCAGCGCCUCUGAUCCUUUAAUUAUAGCCGCACGCACUGGCCGCGUACAAGUCGCGAGACGUCUGCUUGCUGCCGGCACGCACCCCGACAUACACUCUGCAGCAGGAUGGACUCCUCUGCACUCGGCGUCGUGGAAUGACAACCCAGAAGUCGUCUUGCUGCUCAUACAGCACCAGGCCUCUCUCGAGGCCCAGUACCAACAACCAAAUAUAUCACCCCCAGUCAGACGCACAGCAUUACAAACAGCCGCACAACGAGGCCAUGUUAAAAUAGCCGAGAUCUUGCUAGAUGCCGGAGCCAAUAUCGAGGCCGGAGCCCCAGGAUUCGCCACGCCGCUUGUUCUUGCUGCGAAAGGGGGUCACACGGCAUUUGCAGAGUUGCUGCUCGACCGCGGCGCCAACGUCAAUGCUCAAUAUGCCGACAACUGCACGGCCCUCCACGCGGCUGCAUACACCGGGCACGCAGCCGUUGUGGACCUCCUGGUCCGGCGCGGCGCUGAGAUCGAGGCUCUGUUCCGCAGCCGGUCGCCCCUGCACAAGGCAGCGGAGAGGGGCCAUGUCGAGGCAGCAAAGGUACUACUCAAUCACAAUGCCAGUAUAAAUGCAAGGUCCGAUUUCGGUUGGACGCCACUCCACAUAGCUGCGAAAGAGGGCUAUCCUGCUAUGGUGAUCCUGUUACUUGACCGCGGAGCGGAGGUCAACUGUCGAUCUCCCUCGGGAUGGAGCCCCUUGAACUUGGCUGCUGACAAUGGGCACGGAGAUAUCGUCCGCCUGCUGCUCCAUAAUGGCGCGUCGCGGGAGACAAUGAUCGACAGACUUGGCUUGACGGCGCUACACCAAGCGGCAGCGGGAGGAUAUACCGACAUCGUGGUCCUCUUGCUGAACCACGGCGCUGAUAUCGAGGCUAGAAGCCGGGAUGAUUCAACCCCGCUGCAUCUGGCGGCAUCUAGUGGACAUAUCGCAGUGGUUGCAACGCUGCUGGAGCGAAAUGCGAAUGCAAAGGCCAAGACCAAGGCUGGAAAGACGCCUCAUGACCUAGCAAACGACAAACAACAUCACCAGGUGUCUAGCCUGUUGCCAGCUCCCCCCGCAAUAUCUGACUUGCGUUUCGCUGCGAUCAACCUGAACAUGGAGAACCAGCAUGACGGUGCAAGCUUUCUUGCCGCCGGAAAGAGUGGCGCAGGCGCUUGGCUCAGCAGACUCGAUGGCUACAAUAGGCUUAUCCAAGCUGCCACCGCUUCGGGAAAAGGGGCAGUGCCCCCGGUCAGAAUUGCCGUGUUGGAUACUGGAUGCGAUAGCAAUGCCAGGUACUUUGGGAUGUAUCCGGACCAGCUGGAUCGCAUCCAGGGAGACCAUUGGCAUGAUUUCGCGGGGUCCGAACCAACCCCAGUCGAUGAAGACACGAAUAAGCAUGGCACAAUGGUCUCGCUCCUGCUCAUGAGAGUGGCUAGAAAUGCCGAGAUAUUCGUUGCCCGGAUCGCGAGAACGGGAUCCGAGCUCCAGGCAUCGGCGGACAACGUAGCAAGAGCCAUCCAUCACGCUCAAGAUCCCACAAAAUGGAAUGUAGACAUUGUCUGCAUGUCGUUUGGAUUUAGGCAAGAAUCGCCACCGAUCAGGGAGGCCAUAGGAAGGGCCUUCCUCGACAGGAAUAGCUCCAUCGUGUUUUUCGCCGCCGCCGCCAACAACGGCGCCAACGAACGGGAGCUGUUCCCGGCAUAUCUGCAUCCCGUCAUCUCGGUGCGCGGUACGGACAACCAGGGAGCCUUUGUCAACGCCUACGAUCCUCCCCCCGUGCCCAUGAACGAGGGCCUUCCGCUCUAUGGGACGCUGGGAGAAAACGUUCCGUACACGUCCACGGAGACCAGCUCGGGAUGUUCGGUCGCCACGCCCAUCAUGGCCGGCAUGGUCGCCAUGGUCAUGCAGUGGGUCGCUUGCAAUGCGGCUAGCAAGCGCGCCCAGGAGAAGCUUCGGACGCCGGCCGGCGUGCUGGAGCUGCUCAAGAGCAGCGCGGUCAACAAGGGAAACAAUCGUUACUACGCUCACAUCUGGGACCUGUUUGAGAACGAGGGGAGAAACUGUGUUCAACUGGUGGAAGCGGCAAUGCUACGGCUGCCUUGACCGAGCAUGGAGAGAGACCUUAAUCCCCGAGGUUGUCUCCGCGGGCAGGGGCAUUUAGCUAUUUGGGCAGGGGAUUCAACUUUCCAGGCAGGGGCAUUUAGCUAUCCAGGCAGGGAUAUUUAAAUGUUAGGGUAGGAGCAUUUGGCUAGCCGUCGCUGUCACUAUUGCUA